AUGACAUGCACUAAUGGUGAUCCUGAUAAACAUCUCGAAAUGGUGAGUGUAAAGCAUUUGUUCCAGAAUUCGAUAUCCAGGCAUGAAUCUAGCGCUGGUAAACGAUUUUCAAAAUCCCUUGGUAGAUUCUUCAAGCAGAAUGCUGUUUCGAAAACUCAUAGAACUGAAACGGGAAAUCACAACAUAGAGUUGAAAAAAAAAGAUGGCGUUACUUUACUGCCUCCUGUCUCCGAAUCAUUAUUACAUAAAGUCAAUUAUUGGCUCGAAACUUUUUUUUCUCCCGCUAAGAAGAUGCAAAUCGAAGAAAAUAAGAUCGUUAUUAAUGAAAAAGAGAUUCGAGAUUCGGUUUCUUACUAUCCUGAUAAGAAUGGAGGAAGUGUUGUGUUUUGUUGCUUGCCCGACCUUGUGUUAUAUUAUAAGCCGCCAAUAAAAGUAACAGGCAAGCAAUGUCCAAUAAAGAGAAGUCCUUGGGAAUCGAUGGAGAUCCAAUAUCAAAAGUUUAUGUAUCCCUUGGAAAGGCUAGAGAGACAGUUUGAGGAAGUUCCUUUUAGGCCCUGGUAUUUCGCAAUGCGAUUAAAGGAACUUUAUAGAUGCUGUGAAAGGUCUUUUACUAACGCGGCAAAUAGAGGUAAGGCAAGGUUAUUGCGCGGGAAGCAAAGAACGAAAAAAUCGUAUCAUGAAACUGUCAACUUAGUCUCAAUGAAGAUUUGCACUUAUCCAAAUGCACCAUCACCUCGGUGA
Molecule: messenger RNA, 741 nt
Organism: Saccharomyces paradoxus
Lineage: Eukaryota; Fungi; Ascomycota; Saccharomycetes; Saccharomycetales; Saccharomycetaceae
Gene: SMA1
Product: Sma1p
Exons: 1
Coding region: 1-741 (246 amino acids)
Source: RefSeq, a predicted model, not a curated record